Episyrphus balteatus (marmalade hoverfly) is the source of this 626-nucleotide messenger RNA. RefSeq lists its product as uncharacterized. The record is from RefSeq and is a predicted model, not a curated record. The transcript is spliced from 2 exons. NCBI's taxonomy places the organism in Eukaryota, Metazoa, Arthropoda, Insecta, Diptera, Syrphidae.
AUGUCCAUUUCAACACCAGUUUUUGUUCCAAAUCAGAAAAUGUACUUUGAUUGGGGUUUUCAAAUGAAUUAUGAUCUUCCAUGGAAUUUGACUUCAUUCUAUUCAAUACCAAUUUGGCCAGGAGCCUAUAAUAAAAGAGAAGCUAGAGAUAUUGACCAUUCCAAGUAUCAGCAACAUGUAAAUGAAGGAGUACAUUCAAAUGAUUUUACUGCUGGUGAAUUAUAUAUUGGUUUGGAGGACUUACUUGUGAGGAAAGUGGAUGGAUUUUUACAUUGAAUCAAAUCUGAUAAAUAAAUUAUUAAUUUUAUCCACAGUUAUGGUUUUCAUGAGACAUGUUUGUUGAAAAGUGUAUGCGAGCUAGCAAAACAUCCAUUUCAUGAUGAUGAGGAAAAUUUGAUUACGGAAGUUGUGACAUUUAUUUUAAGCCCUGCAACGCAUGAAGCCUUUGGAAAAAAUGAGAUAAUUUACAAGGAGGCAUACGAAGAAGCUGAAAAUAAAGGAUUUUUAGGUGGAGAUUGCGAUAAAUUAUAUCCACAUUGUGAAGAAGGUUUCCUCGAUAUAAUUUCAAAUAUUAUUACAAAUAAAGAUGCAAUUGACUAAAGUACUUAAAUUUCUUUCCUAAAGUA